Staurois parvus is the source of this 339-nucleotide messenger RNA. NCBI's taxonomy places the organism in Eukaryota, Metazoa, Chordata, Amphibia, Anura, Ranidae. The record is from the annotation of a GenBank genome assembly.
CACUGAUGGGCAUUGACAGGCAUAACUGAUGGGCACUGAAAAGCAGCACUCAUAUAUGGCACUGACAGGUGGCACUGAUAGGCAGCACUGAUAGGUGCACACUGAUGGGUGACACUAAAAGGCAGCUCAGAUGGGCACUGAUAUGUGGCAUUGAUGUGGCACUGACAGGUGGCAUGGAUGAGCACAGAGCUGGCACUGAUGGACACUGAUGGGUGGCGCUGCUGGGGCUACAAAAAUCAUCAGGGUACACUGAUCAUCACUGUCAGCAUGACAGCUCAUGAGGAGAGAAAUGCCGAUACCCGGCAUUUCCCUGUUUACAUGUGAUCAGCUGUGAUUGGA